AUGGAUCCGACUGUUCAUUUCGACGUGGUCAAAUCCGAGCUCACUCGACAAGUCUUCAACGUGACACCGGAAGUAUGUGACGAGUUGUGUGCUGCCGUUGACGAGAUCUGGGGCACCGAUACCCAGGCCUUGAAAGAAGUGACGCUGUUCGAGUCCAUCACGAAGAUCAUCGCGAGAACAAGUAAUCGCGUUUUCGUGGGAUUGCCGUUUUGCCGCGAUGAAGCAUAUAUCCACAAUGCCGUCGGAUUCGCAGAGGACAUCGCUCUAUCAGCCACCCUAUUGCGGCUUUUCCCUGGGACAAUUCGGCCUCUGGUGGCCCCGAUCAUCACUUAUCCGAAUCGGAGGCAUGCUCGUGCUUACACGAAGAUUUUGACGCCCGAGAUCGUCCGCCGACAAGACCUCCAGCGCGGCAAGGAGACGGACAUCGUAGCCGUGAGUGACGUGGAAAAGACAACCACCACCCCUUUGAGCCAGACUGGUGGCCAAGUCGCAGAUCGGGCUGCAGCACAGAAAAACGACUUUCUUCAAUGGCUCUUGACGCGCUCUUUGACGAAGUCGACAUCGAAAAGGAAAGCCCACUCUGCGUCGCUAUCUCCAGACGAAACGGACCCCGCGAUCAUCUGCGCCAGACUGUUGCAUACCAAUUUCGCCGCCGUGCAUACAACCAGCUUCAUUGGCACGAAUGUGAUCCUGGAUAUCCUGUCUGCGCCGCUCGACGAGGGUGUGGUGGAUAAACUGCGUGCAGAGGCUAUUCAGACGAUGGAUACAGAAUCAACGUCGAAUCCGAAUGUGAAAGAUCCCUCAAACGUGACGAAAAUGUGGUCAAGAUCGUCCCUGACCAAAAUGCAUUAUCUCGACUCAGCACUCCGCGAAAGUUCACGCCGAGCCAGUAUCAUCGGCGUGGGAAUUAACCAUAAAGUGAUUUCUCCAGGCGGCGUUACCACGCCUGACGGCACGCAUUUGCCUGAGGGUAGUAUGGUCGCUGUGCAUAGUUGGGGAUUGCACAACGAUGAGAAUCUCUAUUCGAGAGCAGGAACUUACAAGCCGUUCAGGUUCGUCGAGUUGAAGGAGAAUAUUGGGCGCCGAAGUGGGGAAGAGGACGCAGGGGAAGGGGGAAAUGGUAGCGAGCGAAAGAGUAAUGACUGCAUCAAGAAUACAAAGACAGUCAAUACCGACCACGAGGAAGAUCAAGUUGCAGAGAGAGAAAAGGAGAAAGAUGCCGCCAGAGUAUAUCUCGACCAGGCGCAUCUUCAGUUCAUCGCCACUUCGCCGACAUACCUGGGGUUCGGGCACGGCCGGCAUGCAUGUCCCGGUCGCUUCUUCGCUGCGAAUGAGUUGAAGUUGCUGAUUGCGUAUCUGGUUAUGCGAUAUGAUAUACAGAUGGUCACGGAGGGGAAGGAUGUUGGAAGGGAGGGUAGUGAUGACUGGAUCGGCAAUGCAAAUGGUAGAGGUGUCAGGCCUGAGUGUUAUUGGGCUGGACCGAAUCAUGUGCCGCCCAUGGGAGCCAAGGUCCGGGUCCGACGGAGGGUGAUAUGA
Molecule: messenger RNA, 1536 nt
Organism: Capronia coronata CBS 617.96
Lineage: Eukaryota; Fungi; Ascomycota; Eurotiomycetes; Chaetothyriales; Herpotrichiellaceae
Exons: 3
Coding region: 1-1536 (511 amino acids)
Molecular function (GO): oxidoreductase activity, acting on paired donors, with incorporation or reduction of molecular oxygen; heme binding; iron ion binding
Source: RefSeq, a predicted model, not a curated record